GGCUGAGGCCGUCUGUCCCCGGGACUCGCCGCGGUCUCAGAUGGCAGCGGCCGCGGGACGCGCACCAUGGCUCUCAGCCUGCUGUGCCCGCUGCUGCGGCUCCUUGUACUGGGGCUCGGGCUGCCGCUGCUGUGCGCGGCGGCUGGGGAGCCGGUGUCAGGCACCACUCCGUGCUCUCGUGGCAGCUCUUGGAGCGCGGACCUCGACAAGUGCAUGGACUGCGCGUCGUGUCCGGCGCGACCGCACAGCGACUUCUGCCUGGGCUGCGCAGGGGCCCCUUCAGCCUCCUUUGGGCUGCUGUGGCCCAUCUUGGGGGGCGCCAUGAGCCUGGCCCUCGUGCUGGGGCUACUUUCCGGCUUCCUGGUCUGGAGACAGUGCCGAAGAAGAGAAAAGUUUACCACUCCCAUUGAGGAGACCGGUGGGGAAGGCUGUCCUGGCGUGGCGCUGAUCCAGUGACAAUGAGUGUCCUUGGUCAGCAGGAGGCGGUGCCCACUCUUCAUUCAUUCAUUCAUUCAUUCAGAGCCAGCCCCUGCCUCCCAGACACAGCCAGAGCCAGGCUGCUCCAGUCAUGGGGGUGUGCAGGGAUGGGGGACAGGUGAAUCACUUCUCUGAGGCCUGGAUCCAGAGUUCAGGCUCCAGGACAGAAAAGGUGACCCAGGCCCACUCACACCAGAUAACUGACAUUAAAAAAUGCAACAUUUGCAUAAGGGUCCCCUACCCCCAUGGUCUGGGGGUUAGGCUGAAGUGAGGGGCAGACAGAACACCAUGCCCCACCCACACAGAUGUGCUGAAAUUUCAGCACUGGGGUCUCAGCCUGCAGGGGGUGGGUUAGGGAUCUGUUCCUAAUGCUAGGGGGCUGGCCCUCUAGGGGGGCUGGCCCUGAGACACUGCACCCCCAACUCUCAAAGAGUGGGGAGAUAUUUAUUUUGGGGAGAAAGUUUGGAGGGAUGGGAGAAUUUAUUAAUAAAAGAAUCUUUAACUUUAAA
Messenger RNA from Phyllostomus hastatus (greater spear-nosed bat), 986 nucleotides. It is a transcript of the gene TNFRSF12A, whose product is annotated as TNF receptor superfamily member 12A. The transcript is spliced from 4 exons. The record is from RefSeq and is a predicted model, not a curated record. Gene Ontology annotation, biological process: positive regulation of apoptotic process. The coding region runs from base 67 to 456 and encodes 129 amino acids. Gene Ontology annotation, cellular component: plasma membrane. Lineage: Eukaryota; Metazoa; Chordata; Mammalia; Chiroptera; Phyllostomidae. Gene Ontology annotation, molecular function: protein binding.